AUGGCUUCAGACGAUGGAAUUGGUCCCCGCAAGAAGCGCAAGACCAGCUCACCAGGGACUGUGCCUUAUGUGCUGCAUUCCCUUUUCGCAGAUGUGCCGAUAGCGACCGAACACAGCUCCGAUGUGUACAUUACCUCCGUCGAGUACUGGAAUGAGAAUUUAUACAUUGGAACAUCUGCAGCCGAGAUCUUGCACUUUGUAUGCCUUCCGCCAGCUUCCCCGGACGAAUCCGCCGAGCCUACUUUCAUACUAGCGUCCCGAUUACCCAUCCCCUUCUCCCAGAGGCCUCCCGCAGGCAGUGACCAAGGCGUUCGACAUAUCGUUAUUCUAUCCUCGGUAAACAAGGCGUGUGUACUCUGCAAUGGCACUGUUACGUUUUACAUGCUACCAGAGCUCAGCCCGGCCUUUGGGAACACGAAAGUCAAUCACUGCCGCUGGAUCGGUGGUCUGGAUCUUAACAGAGAUGCGGAGGAAGAUGGUGACCCAACCAUAAUGAUCGCUGUUCAGAACAGGAUCAUGUUGGUUCAGAUCGGAGAUGAGGCGCGGCGGAUCAAGAAGAUUGAGUUCCCUGGUUGCUUGACGGCAGCGCGGCGAGGAACGAUCGCAUGUGCUGCGGACACGCAUUCAUACUCACUGCUUGAGGUGGCCCACCAGCAGAAGAUCCCUCUGUUUCCCAUAUCUUCUUCGAGUGAGGUCUUUGAGUCGGGGCAUGUGGAGGACAUGAACCCAGCCCCGCCAACUCCGCUCAAACGCUCACCCUCUGAAUCUUACCCUCACUCGCCCCCAACCGAUACUCCGGGGCAUGGGAGAAGCACAAGCUUGAAUCAAUUCGUGGGCAUGCUAUCACCGCAGGCACAGGCGGCCCAGUUGGAUAGAUCGCCUUCCGGGACACCGGAUCCCUUCACUGCCACCGGAGAGCCCAGAAGAUCAAGCUCGGAAGAGCGUGAUGGGAAUGAGUCCCCAGAUUCUCCCGAGAAUAAAGACCCUGACAACCAAUCCCCUACCAACGAUAAUAUAAAACCACUGCCACCCCUACCACCAUCGACAAAGCAAGGCUCGAAACGUCUUCAGCCCCAUGUGGUGUCUCCGACUCCCUCAGAGUUCCUGUUGGUAACCGGAACCGAGGAGACAGAACCUGGUGUUGGAAUGUUUGUUGACAUGGAUGGUGAGGUUGUUCGUGGUACCAUCAACUUUCACCGAUUCCCGAAGUCGGUGGUGAUUGAUACAAACCAAGAUGAUCAGAUCUUCCAAUCAAGUGAGGAGGACAAGGAAGAGUUUGUCCUUGCCAUCAUCGAAGACGAAGAAGAUGGAAAGACUCGAACGCGUCUUGAGAUACAGCGUUGGUACGAUGAUCCAGGAGAGAUUGAGCGGAACAGGAAAUGGUUAGAAAUUCCUUCUCCCGGAGAAGCAGAAUCUGCUCAAGUCGGCCUCCGGCAUACACUCAGCGCUAGCAGCUUCGAGCUCAAUGCCAUCGGGCAGCUGCUGCGGAUGAUCCGCCUCAAGUCCCCUUCACUGCCUCCGCAUGUUGCAGUUGCAGACUCGAGAACCCAUGCGUCCAUCGAACAUCUCCAAAAAGAGAAAGAACUGUUUGAAUCACCAGACGUGACUGACUCAGAGGGUUCCAAGGGCGAUGGUCAAACACAAGAGGCCCAGCGUGAUGCGGAAGAAGCCAAAUUCGCGCAUGGACUGGGUCAAAUCCAGAGUGGUCUCGUCAUGUGGUCUGGAUCUCAAAUCUGGCGUGUACUCCACAAUCCCCUGAUCAUUCAACUUGAAGACACCCUGCAGAAGGCCCAGGAAACCGCCGAUGACAGCGAGCACACGGUGUUACAAAGGGAUGCUGUUACGAAUCUGCUUCUCUCAAUUCAGGACACUGAGCCGAAGACGGAGUCCGAGUUUAUCGGGCUAAGUUAUGUCAAACAGAAAGCAAGUCUCAUGCUAUUUGGAGACAUUCUCUCCAUGCAACCAGAGGAGCGCAGCAGUGCAGCAAUCGACGAGACAGAGAAAGCGCUCGUGGCAGGCAACCUCGAUCCCCGCUUAGCAUUGCUUUUUAUUCCCCUUUUGAGAUGUGAGGUCCUGCAAGGACCGCAGGGUGUGUGGAUCCAUGCCGGGCUGAGCACUAUCACAGAGCAGUAUCUCCAGCAAGUCAGUAAGAUAGGUGUUGAAACCUCUGGGUUUGAUGCAUCCCGCAACCCUAUUCUCAACAUGGUGAAACGCUUCCUUCUCUCUUGGCAACAAAAACGAGGAUACGGUAGUAUCACCGAUGAGACCUUCGUUCUGGACAGCACAGAUGCCGCCCUCCUGCACCUGACUUUGGAACAAGAUGCCUAUCUCACGCCGGACCAGCGUGCAGCAUCACCAACUCGCUCUGAACUCAACAAAUUGGUUGAUAACUGGAAGGGUAACUUCGACCGAGCAGUGAUGCUCCUGGAAACAUACAAACGGUUAUAUGUCUUGUCCCGCUUGUACCAAAGCCAGAAGAUGUCGCGAAAUGUUCUCAAAACUUGGCGAAGAAUCGUGGAUGGAGAGACUGAUGCUGGAGGGGAGGUUUCUGCGAAUGGUGUGGAGACGCAGAUGCGCAGAUACUUGGUCAAGAUCAAGGAUGUGCAAUUGGUUGAGGAAUACGGCUCUUGGCUCGCUGGACGAAACCCAGAGCUGGGUAUCCAGGUGUUUGCGGACAAUGCAAGCCGAGUGAGACUUGAACCGGCGGAUGUCGUUACUUUGCUCAAGGAGCGAGCUCCGAACGCCGUUCAGGUCUACUUGGAGCAUCUCGUCUUUGCCAAGAAUUAUACCCAAUAUGCCGAUGACCUGAUAUCCUACUAUCUGGACACAGUCCUCUCUGUACUAGAAUCGUCACCCGAAGCACGCGCUUCCCUUGCCGACUCUUACUCAACUUAUCGAGCUCUUCGAGCACCCAAGCCAACUUAUUUCAACUUCAUCACCGAGAACCGCCCCGCAGAAUCCUGGUGGCAGUCCCGACUUCGUCUCCUCCAAUUAUUAGGCGGAGUUUCCAGCUCCCAAUUCUCCUCCCAGCCUCUCCCAACUGGAAUCAGCUACUCCAUUCCCAAUGUCCUCACCCGCAUCGAGCCUUUCCAAAACGAACUCGUCUCCGAAUGCAUCAUCUUAGACGGUCUUCAAGGCCACCACGGCCCAGCCCUCCGCCUCUUGACACAUGGUCUUGGGGACUAUGACUCUGCAAUCCGCUACUGUGUCUUUGGCGGCCCACGCAGUUCUUCAACCGGCACACCCGAACUUGCAGACUACGAUCUUCAGUGCACUCUUUUCCACCACCUUCUUGACGAGUUCCUGCACAUCGAAGACUUGUCUGAUCGCAUCGAGCGCACGAGUGAUCUCCUCGCGCGUUUCGCAGCCUGGUUCGACGUCCGAGAAGUCCUCGACCUCGUACCAGAGGAUUGGAGUGUCGAUAUCCUCGGUGGAUUCUUCGUGCACGUCUUCCGUACGCUGGUUUCACAGAGCCGCGAGAGUCGCAUUGAACGUGCGCUCAGCGCGGGCUUGAAUCUACGUAUUGGCGCUGAAUUCAUCGACGGCAUGGAAAAGGCAGGGCCUUGGAUUGAGCAAGCCGAAGGCGUACGCAGACUGAAAGAUUCACCGCCGCGAGACUCCAACGAGACGGACUCUGAGUUUGGAGAUACGGUGGGGCCAUCUGGGGAAGUGGGCCAGGUCGAUCAGUGA
Penicillium brevicompactum is the source of this 3690-nucleotide messenger RNA. RefSeq lists its product as uncharacterized. Gene Ontology annotation, biological process: endosomal vesicle fusion; vesicle-mediated transport; autophagy. Lineage: Eukaryota; Fungi; Ascomycota; Eurotiomycetes; Eurotiales; Aspergillaceae. Gene Ontology annotation, cellular component: cytoplasm; fungal-type vacuole membrane. The transcript has 3 exons. The coding region runs from base 1 to 3690 and encodes 1229 amino acids. The record is from RefSeq and is a predicted model, not a curated record.